AUGUACUCCUUGGAAGACUUGGAUUUUUCUCGAAGACAUAGAUUUUUCUGGAAGACUGGAUUUUCAGGAAGACUGUGGAUCUUUGAGAAGACUGGAUUUUUAGGAAGACUGUGGAUCUUCGGGAAGACUGUGGAUCUUCAGGAAGACUGUGAAUCUUUGGGAAGACUGUGGAUCUUCGGGAAGACUGUGGAUCUUUGGGAAGACUGUGGAUUUUUGGGAAGAUGUGGAUUUUGGGAAGAUGUGGAUUUUUGGGAAGAUGUGGAUUUCGGGAAGACGUGGAUUUUGAGAAGACGUGGAUUUAGGGAAGACGUGGAUUUUCAGGAAGAUGGAUUUUGGGAAGACGUGGAUUUUCUGGAAGAUGUGGAUUUUUAAGAUGUGGAUUUUUGGGAAGACAUGGAUUUUGGGAAGACGUGGAUUUUCUGGAAGACGUGGAUUUUUCUGGAAGACGUGGAUUUUCUGGAAGGUGGAUUUUGGGAAGACGUGGAUUUUCUGGAAGACGUGGAUUUUCUGGAAGACUUGGAUUUUCUGGAAGACAGAUUUUGGGAAGACGUGGAUUUUCUGGAAGACGUGGAUUUUCCGGAAGACAUGGAUUUUCUGGAAGAUGUGGAUUUUCUGGAAGGCAUGGAUUUUUCCGAAGACGUGGAUUUUUCAGAAGACAUGGAUUUUCUGGAAGACAUGGAUUUUCCAGAAGACAUGGAUUUUCUGGAAGACGUGGAUUUUUCAGAAGACAUGGAUUUUCUGGAAGACGUGGAUUUUUGAGAAGACUUGGAUUGGGAAGACAUGGAUUUUCAGGAAGAUGUGGAUUUUCAGGAAGACACAGAUUUUUGGGAAGACAUGGAUAAUCUGGAAGACUUGGACUUCUCGGAAGCUAUGGAUUUGAUGGAAGACAUGGAUUUUCUGGAAGAUAUGGAUAGAUGGAAGACCAGGAGAUCAAUGGAAGACAUAGAUCGGGAAGACAUGGAUUUUCAGGAAGACCUGAAUAGUCCGGAAGACCAGGAUUGUUUGGAAGACACAGACAUGUGGAAGACUUGGGAGUUUCUGGAAGACAUUAAUCUUCAGGAAGACGUAUAUCUUCAGGAAGACAUACCUUGGCUGGAAGACCUGGAUGUUAUUGGAAGACAUGGAUCUAUUGGAAGACCUGGAUUUAGUGGAAGACUUGGACGUGGACUGGCUGGAAGACCUGGGAUUUUCUGGAAGACGCAGAUUUUUCUGGAAGACGUAGAUUGCACUGGAAGACGUGGAUUCUUCUGGAAGACGUGGAUUCUUCUGGAAGACGUGGAUUUUCCUGGAAGACAUGGAUUUUUUCUGGAAGAUCUGGAUUCUAUGGAAGACUGGAUUUUCUGGAAGACUUGGAGGUUUUUGGAAGACAUGGAUUUUCUGGAAGACAUGUAUUUUCUGGAAGAUUAGGAUUGUCUGGAAGAUCUUGACAUUGUUGGAAGACUUGCAGUUGCUGGAAGACCUGGAGAUGUUGGAAGACCUUGAUACUGGCACCAUUGGAAACCCU
This is a messenger RNA of Peromyscus maniculatus bairdii (prairie deer mouse), 1504 nucleotides long. The record is from RefSeq and is a predicted model, not a curated record. Lineage: Eukaryota; Metazoa; Chordata; Mammalia; Rodentia; Cricetidae.